CGUGCAUUUUCGUGAUAUUCCAGUACUUUAAGCUCCAUUAUUUACAAGGUUGAUAUGCUGUGAACCGUGAAAGAGCAGCCCAGGCCGAGCAGGCCGCGAGGCCAGCUGUCAGGGCGGAUUCCGCUUACACCAUAGCAUUAACAGCGAAUUUGAUAGCCAGCAAAAGGUCUAGUCGUGAGCUUCCUUCUCCAAAGGGGUAAUGGCUUGCAGUUCUUGUGUUUUCGUUGCCAGCGCUUGGUUCGGUUAAGUGCUGCAUGCUUAGGUUGAAUGGCAGCUGUAUCGCCCAAUGCGGCCAAUGCGGCGCCUCCAUCUCGCUGGGCAAAGACGAAAACCUUCGUUAUCAAAAAUUAUUUGCCACUGGCGUUCCUUGUCGCACUCGGCUUGGCAUUGGCGUGGCCAGUGCCGGGGCGAUUCCUAGCCCACGUUUCGAUCCUGGGCAAUGUCCGAAUAGUGCAGGUGGUAGCUAUGUCCAUCGUUUUCCUAAUCACUGGACUGCAACUUAAUACCUCGGAGCUAAAGCGCGCUCUGGCCCCACGUAACUUACUUGCCGUAUUUUACGGCUUUGUUGCCAUCUUGGUGGCUACGCCCUGCCUCGGCUUCGCCCUCCGUUCAGCCCCCCUGGAGCCGCGUGCAUUUGCUACAGGUCUUGCCAUCUUCUGCGUCGCUCCCACCACCCUGGGAGUGGGUGUUGCGCUUACCACAGCCUGCGGCGGCAACGAGGUACUCGCGCUGCUGCUGACGGUUGGCACCAACGCCCUGGCGGUAGCCACCAUGCCGCCGGAGCUGCGGCUGCUGUUCCCACCACGGGAAGCAGCAGGGGGAGGAGGAGGAGGCGGUGGAGGUGGUUCAGCAGGAGGUGAUAGCUCAGGGGCUGAUGAGGGGGCAGAUGCUCCGCUGAACGUGGACGUGCAGGUGACGGACUUGCUGGUAAAACUGGCCAUCUCGGUGCUUGCGCC
Astrephomene gubernaculifera is the source of this 956-nucleotide messenger RNA. NCBI's taxonomy places the organism in Eukaryota, Viridiplantae, Chlorophyta, Chlorophyceae, Chlamydomonadales, Astrephomenaceae. The record is from the annotation of a GenBank genome assembly.